AUUGAAGGCAGCUGUCAGAUGCCGGAGCUUGACGCUCUAACGGUAAAUACGAGCUUGGCUAUCCUGUGGGACACACGAAUCUCGUCCAGUUCUGAGCGAAGAUGAUUUUCUGAAUGAAAGAGGUAAAACGGACUGGUUUAGAGCGUCAUUUUAAGUCGUGAAUCAUUGCCAUUUGUUGAUGUUAUAGCUGGUUGGCUUUAUCUAACAUUCCUGUGAUGAUGUUUUUAGCAUGUACCUGCCUAGCUAACGACAAUGGUCAUCUGUCAGGGACAGCUGCUCUGUCAGGGCAACUAUGAGCCCCAUGGUGGGUUUAACGUGACAUUGUGUUUGUUUGAAUUCGCUACAUUGUGUUUAGAAAGCAGAAAUCUCAUGUCAUGUAGUGAAACUGGUUGAUUUAGCUGUCCAAGUCAGCUAACGUGAAGUUCUUACACACAGGCAUAAACAAGGACCCUGAGACCCUGACUCAACUGACUACAGUCUGUCCCAGUGUUUUUCUGUUCCCUCUUAGGUUUCACCCUAACUGUCGUUGUUGUUGUUGUUCCUUAUUGUCUUCUCUCACCGUCUUCUCCUUCCCAUCCUUCCUUUAGAGAGCUGAUAUCUCCUGGCCAUCACCUGACCUGUUUGACCUUAUCCCAUCAUCACAAUGGAGACUGCCAGCAACUACGUGCUAAUCCAUGGGAAGAACAUAUCUCACAAUACCUUGGCGGGCUCUGCUGCAGUUCCGCACAUGUCCAUCGACAAGCUUUUCCCGGCUCUCCUUGAGUGUUUUGGCAUCAUCUUAUGUGGCUACAUCGCUGGCAGGUAGUUUUGUGAAGGAACAGUUCUAUACAGAGCAAUUGAAUUGAUGAUUUUUAGGCCAAAUUAGAUGGAAAACAACACCCACACAUGUUUUGGUAAAAUAAAGGCAACUAUUUGAUCAGUUUUCUGCUUGUUAGAAUUAGUGUUGCUGGUUCAUUAAGAUGAAUGAAGGUGAGGUCAAAGUGCUUUAGUGGUUGUAGUUGCCCUUGAGCAAUGCAUGGAACCUGCAACUACUUGAACAAGGCAAGCUAAAAGAAGGCAGCUGUAUUAGGGUCUUUGGAUUUUUUCAGGGACACACUAUUUCAGUGUAAGCUAGCAACCGAGUAAGGUUGUUUCUCCAUUAGGACUGAUUGAAUAUGUUGCUAUAGUUACUGUAAGAAUUCUGAAACUAUCCAAUGAAAAUAUGAACAUAAUUCGAGACUAACUACCAUGGCUUUUUUUGUGCAUUAAUCGUUUGUUCAUCUGUCCUUAUCUACAGGACAGAUAUCAUCACGGAGAGCCAGGCAAAGGGUUUGGGGAACUUUGUGUCCAAGUUUGCCCUACCAGCCCUGCUUUUUAAAAACAUGGUGUUGUUGGACUUUGGAGAUGUCAUCUGGGCAUUUCUCUGGAGUGUGAUGGUUGCUAAGGUUAGUGUCUGUGCAUGUCCUUCAUAUCAUGUGUAGGGCCUGGCGAUAUGGAAAAAAGUUUAUCACAAUAUAUUUUUAUCAGUCAAUAUUGGUAUAUAUCACGAUAUAAAAAAUGAAAUUUAACAGUGCUUAUUGGUAGCAUGUCUUUUACAGUAUAAUAAGCUACUGCAUCUGUAAGGUCUUUGUGUCUCUUCGACAUUUUGUCACAAGGUGUUGUGCUUAUUUAUUAUCAUCAUAUUAAUUCUCUCGAGAAUCACUACUUUUUGAUAGUUAUUUGAUGACCACUGUGCUAAAUAAAGUUAGCAUGCUCGUUGAGAAAGCGGACUGAAUGGUCCAGGUGGUGAAAAAAAUUUGAGGUAUUCCCUGACUUUGCGAGAACAUGUAGUUGACAUAAUUUGCAGUGCACAUUACUCUGCUUCAUGUCUGACCUUAAAAAAAACAAAAUACCUCCACACCACAGGGGUAGCACUCCUUUUCUUUUUUCUCACCAACAGUGCUGUCGGCUUUAUGUGUUAAAGUGCUAUGGUUGCGUGUAGCUGCAGCCUGCUACUUUGCACUUGUUUGCUACUUGGUUUUAAUUCAGUACAUGAUUGGUUCAGGACCCAAAGCAACUCCCCUUUUUAUUGGCUAUUCGUAUAGUCAACCAAAACAUGUCAGAAUGCGACUAUCGCAAAGCAUAUUGACCAUGUUUCACAUUGAUAUCGAGGGAAAUUAAUUUUCGAUAUAUAUUGUUAUCGUUUUAUCACCCAGCCCUAAUCAUGUGUAUGGCUUGGUUACAAGAAGAAGAAAAGUCAGAUUUUAGUUAAAUCUCUGAAGACAUGAGAUGAAACUAUGGUUAAUGAUGUAAACGUCACCUAUUUGAACCUGACUUUGAGGUUUCUCUCCUGUGUGAAGGUGACAGUGUUUGUACUGGUGUGUGUGCUGACUCUGAUGGUGGCCAGUCCAGACAGCAGAUACAGCAAAGCUGGCCUGUAUGCCAUCUUUGCUACGCAAAGCAAUGACUUUGCCUUAGGAUACCCUAUAGGUAAGAUCAGUGUAAAAUUUUGAUUUGUUCCUUCCACAUUGAAUAUUCACAGGAGAAAAACACUGGUUCUUUGACCCAGAAGUAUCCAUCUCUCUCUCUCUCUCCAUCCCUCUCCAUGCUUUCAGUCGAUGCUUUGUACCGGAGCACAUACCCAGAGUACCUCCAGUACAUCUAUCUAGUUGCCCCAGUCUCCCUCAUGCUCCUCAAUCCCAUCGGUUUUGCUCUUUGUGAGGUGCAAAAGUGGAGGCAGGCCAGCCAUUCACAUCAUAGCACUGUUGGCAUCGUGGGAGUUGUAGUUCUACAGGUGAGUUAUUAGUUGUCUUUGAGGUGAAUAAGAACUUAGUAAACAUAACCCACCUCUAAACCCCAUGAUAUUAAACACUGGGUUAAACAAACCUACUCUUGAUUACCCACAGGUGUUGAAGAACCCAGUAGUCUUCGUGGUGAUAGUUGGAAUCAUAGCCCACUUUGCCCUUGGUCAGCAGAUCCCUGCUAUACUGUCAGAGUUUAUAGACGGUCUGGCAAACUCUUUUGGAGGGGCAGCCUUGUUUUACCUUGGUCUUACUAUGGUGAGUUUUUUUGACGCUUAGAAGUUUAACAAAGCUUACCUUCAACAGAUUCUAACCCUGUGUUUCUGAACGAUGUUAUCAUUGAAGGGUGAUCCCUCUGUUUCUGUGGCAGGUCGGUCAGCUGAGGAAACUAACCAGAGACACUGGGGUUGCCUUGAUUCUUCUCAUUACGGCCAAACUGUAAGAGGAAUAGUGCAUGUUUGGCAUAUCGCUGGGAUAGCCUCUCUGUCUGUGUACUGCAUAUGACUGAUUUUUUUUUCUAAAUUUGACAAAAAUGUUCUUUAUCAUAAAAGCAGACACAUAAACAGAAUAGAUAUUAAUCAGUGUUUAAUGUUAUCUGUCUCCUAUCAGCCUGGUCAUGCCUCUGGUCUGUAAAGACAUGGUGGAUAUUCUGGAUGUAGGAGUGAACAGCACGAGUGCAAACCACACUAGUCUGUCUAAUUUUGCUUUCCUUUAUGGAGUCUUUCCCACUGCACCCAGUGUGGCCAUCUAUGCUGGACACUACAAUAUGGAGCUAGAGGUGGUAAGUAUAUUAUUAAUGUACUAACUACCUUUUAAGUUUUGAGUACUGCUUUUAAUUUACAUUUACAAAAAAAAAAGUCAAUUUAAGGUCAAAGUUCAAACAUGCUUAAUCAAAUGAAUAACUGGAAUAAGGAAGAAGAACCCACUUCAUUAAGUUGUUGUGGAGAUUUUGUGUUUUUCUUCUUUCUUUCUUUCUUUCUUUCUUUCUUGCUUUCUUAAUUACUUGUGUUUCCUUUGUCCCUGUGUAACCUAAAUGCAUUUUACAGUUUAACAGAUCCAAUGCUUGUUAUAAAUUCUCAUCUCAACUCAACUCAUCUUUAUUGAUGAACCACUUAAACACAACCACAUUAAACAAAGCACUGUACAUAAGUAGACAAAAACAACUCAGAUGUAAAAAUAUUUAAAACAAUUCAAACCAAUAGGUAAAACAAAGCAGAUAAUAAACACUAAAACAAUUGUUUCAUUGUUUUUAAAAAUUGAUUUUACAGUUAAACAAAUCUAAUGCUUUAUUUGUAAUCUUCAUUUAUAAAGCACUUUAAAACAACCACUGUUGAAACAAAACACUGUACAUAAGUAGACAAAAACAACCCAGACAUAAAACAGUUAAAACAAUUGAAAACAAUAGAUAAAACAAAGCAGAUAAUAAACAAUUAACAAUUGUUUCAUUGUUUUUAAAAAUUAAUAAAAAAAACAAACAAACAUAGAAACAACAAAAAACAAACAGUAAAACACUAAAACAGGAGCAGAGCCUCAUGCAGGGUUGAAAGCCAAGGAAUGAAAAUAGAUUUGUACAGUAUACUAAAUGCCACAAAUGAUAAAUUAUUGGAUCAGUCAAAAAGUUGAUUCACUUUCCCCCCAUAACCUUCCCUCAAAUCCUUCUUCUGCAUGGGCGACUUAAAGUGAAGUUUUCAUGAUUAUUUUCUGGACAAAAAGACCCCAACCCCAUGACACUUAAGUAUAUGCUUAAAAUGUGUCAGAUCUAAACCAAACUUAAUAAUAUUAAUGUGAUCUACGAACAAUUGGACCCUGGUCAAGUCAUAUGUCAAGUAUAAGCCAUAAAAGAAUCUCUCUCACACAGGCACUCAAAAAUCAUGAGACUUUCUUUUUCACCCCAGAAUUCCAACAUUAAACUUCAAAUGUAUCUAGAGUACUUAGUAUGUCACUGCAUAGUCACACGCUUCUGUAUCAGUUGAAACUCGCAGUCAUUGCAUUAUCAAAUGUAGAUAUCAUUUCACUUAAGUAAAGCACCCUCUACACAGACGUCAGAACUGUCUGUUUUUUCCUAGACACAAAAACACAAAACAGACUCUACAAGAUGUCAGUUUGUUUUUGUAAUAAACUAAACUUAUCUGAAAUGCUUUUGUUACAUUCAUUCUUGAAUGUCGAUAUUAAUUUAUAGUGAAAUGACUGUGGAGUAAAUUUGCGGAUUCACGUUUAGAGAAUCUUUUUUUUUUUAGACUCAUUUAAACUGUUUCAGGCAGUUGUCAAAAUGAAGUAGUUAAAGCCAAGUUGUCUGUAAAGUUUACAUAAAUCAUAUUUUUCUUUGCAUAUGAACUCUUUAGUUCAUGUCAUUCCUCAUGGAUGAAGAUUUCUCUCUAUCUUUCCUUUCUUUAGGUAACAUCAGGGAUGGUGAUAAGUACAUUUUUGUCUGCACCUAUUAUGUACGUGUCAGCUUGGUUAUUAACAAUCCCUCUAAUGGACCCAACCCCCCUGGUGACUGAACUUGAAAAUGUCAGCUUCAACAUCAGCAUUGUCAGCCUUUUAGCACUGGUAUGUAUGCUUCAGUUUAAUGUUCCUCAACACUUCUGAUCUGUUGUUCCAACUGUCACCACACAUCAAGUGCGAGUAAAAUCAUUCAGGUGAAUGAGUUACAGGGCAAGUCAAUGCAAAGACAUAAUUAGAUGCUAGUACUACUCUGGCGGCACGAAUGGCGUGAAUUGGGCGGGAGCUGAAAAUGUCUCAACUUGUGUGGAUAUUCACGUCGCAAUAACGUCGCAGGUGACGUAUGAAAACAGACAGCUGUUCACUGGUAUCUAAAAUGGAGGACAAACUGAUCGUGUCGGUGUGUGGGUGCCACCACUUAUAUGAUACCUUUUCUUUCAAUUACCGAAACCGGAACAAAAAGGAGCUUGCCGGUAGGCAAGUGAGUGAGUGAGGAGGUCAGAUUACCUGGUAAAUUGUAAAAAACCUUUGUAUAUCACUUGAUCCCGCCAGUUGAAUUGGCAGGGAUUACAAUUGAAUUUACCGUUGACGUGCAAAUGAAGCAAGUAAAUACAAUUCAUUCACGUGUCUAGAUCCGCGCAAAUUGAUGGCGAGUAGAUGAUUUUACUUGUGCUUGGUGUCAGUGCCCCACAGCACUGAAUGAGUUUACUCAGGGUUGAUUCAAAUACAUUUGUGCUGGUUUCUCUUCUAGGUGUGGACCAUAGUGGUGAUGUUGCUCAGCAGGAAAUUCAACAGACUUCCUCAUCUAUUUGCCUUAAAUCUUUUCCUGGCUCAGGUCAGUCUCCUGCCACAUGUAAAAUGAAUCUCUGAAAGAACAUUUUAUUAUCUUUAAGUCAAGAGCUCAUUUUAUUGUUCAGUGUGUGUUCAUAUAAACAGAAAUAUAAAUCCAAGCACUAUAAGCCUUUGCAUUCACACUGUCUUAACCUGCCGUGCCGUCUUCUCCAGUUUUUGGUGUGUGUCAGUAUGAUCCUGUGGAACUUCUUGGUAAAGCAGGAGGGUAACUUGAUUGGCAAAAUUAUCACCUUCACGCUGCUCUAUGGCUCUCUGUACAGCACCUAUAUUUGGACUGGUAAGUCUUUGAAUUGUGAGCAUCAACAUUUUACUCUGGGACAGGUGCUUUUGGUUGUGCAGAACCUCUGAUUGAAUUGAAGUUUUACUUUGUUUUGUUUGAAGGUUUGAUUCCCCUCUGUCUGGCUCUGACUGACAGAGAUGAUCUGCUGAGACUCCGACCAGGAGUAUUCAUGGUUUUAGGCUGGGGGUAGGUCAGCCCACCAAAACACUAAAGGGCGCCCUCUGGAGCCCUUCUUUUUCACAUUACACUGUCCCAAAACAACAGUAAUCAACAUUACAUUGUUGAUCACCUCGUCUGAUAUCAAGAUGAUCUCUGUAUGAGUGUGUGCUUGUGUGUUUGUGUGUAUAGGGUACCCUUUCUAAUGAUUGGAUGCCUUCUGGUACUGGGAAAAAGGACUGAUGCCAUAGACUCUGCCUUCUUCUACGGCAGGGCUCAGGUUUGAAAAAUAUCUGUUUCACUUUGUUCUUCACUUUGUACUCUUUAUUUCACAUUUGUCAUUUUGUGGUGAAUAAGUUGAUAUUUUCUUGUCUUUCAUUGUUCCCAUUAUCUGAUCAUUCCUUUUAGAAAUCAUGUAUGUCAAAGGGGUGUCUAAUUGUGCAUAUUACCAUGAGUUACUCCUAAAAACCACACUUAUAAAUCCAUAAAUAUCACUCUCAUUAUUCUGUGUCUAUCAUUACAGAUAAUCAGCUCAGCGGUGGUGCUUGCAGUAAGCUUGGGGCUCGGUGCAAUAUCUCUGAUGGGUCUCAGCCAAGGAGACCGGGAGCAGAGAGGCUAUGAGGCUCUAAGUAGAGCUGCUGCAACAGGAUUAAAUGAUGAGCUAAGGCCCCCUAGUGGUUCGGAGGAGUCACAACAAACACAACAACAACAACAACAACAACAACAGCUGACAGCAAAUUCACCUGCAUGCAGCAUCAGUUCAGGCAGGGCUGGUGUUUACCAUUCGUUUGGAUUUAUUGAUUUGAUUGAAAGCAGUGUUCUAUUUUAGCUUUACACAAAAAUCUGGACAUAGUCAAAGCAUCUUCGUGUGGUUAUGUAGCUACACCGUUGGCAAGGUUGAAGAUCUUUGACAGUUGUGCUGUGUCUUUUGUGUUGCUAGAUCCCCACAGUUUCUCUCCUCUUCAGUCUUUACCAGACAUGAUAGCCAGCACGCAGAGGGAACACACAAACAGCACAGGUAACAAAGAAAUGUGAUUUUGCACUUAAAGGGAUCUUCCGGCAUAAAUUUAAGUUAUCGUCAAACACACUGCAACAUCGAGUUAGACACCCCCUCGAGAGAUUAAUGUUGUCGACUGCUUGCUUCUCUAGUCAUACCGACUUUAGUAACGACCGCACGAUAGCAAUACACAGCAGUCUACGUCUCCACACACACACCUCAACCAAAAAGCCACUCUAUAGCCACAAAUAAUGCUCAAAACAGCACCUAACUUCAUCAACAGUACAUAUAGGGUCCCAGCCAUAGUACAGUGCCUGACAAAAGUCUUGUCACUUAUCCAUUUUGUAGAAACAACAGCUUAUAACCUGACUUGUCAUUAAUCCAUUGGUUUUAGAAAUGGCUCAUAUGAAAGCUAAAACCCUCCCAAAUUAUAUUUAAAAUCUAAAAUAAAUUUCCUUCACUGAAGAAAGAUUGAUCAUUUAAUGAACACAGAAAGGUCAGAUUUUGGCAAGACAAAAGUUUUGUCGCCUACAUAGAGUAAUGUGAAAAUUGAACAAAUAAUUUACUUCAAAUACAAAAUAUGUUGCACAACAUCAGUGAAUCAAGUAGUGGUGCUGUGAGAUCCAUAUUUAAUAUCUUGUAUGACUUCCAUGAGCCUGAAGAACUGCAUCCAUGCAGUUCAGCAACGAUUCAUACAAUUUAUUGAUGAAGUCAUCAGAAAUAGCAAAGAACGCAGUCUUACAUGCCUCCCAGAGUUCAUCAAGAUUCUUUGGUUUUGUCUUCCAUGCUUCCUCUUUCAUUUUACCCCAGACAUGCUCGAUGAUGUUCAUGUCUGGUGACUGGGCUGGCCAGUCCUGGAGCACCUUGAUCUUCUCCGCCUUGAGGAACUUUGCUGUAGAGAUCUAAGUAUGCGAUGGAGCACCAUCCUGCUGCAAAAUUUGACCCCUUUUAUGGUUGGGAAUGUAAGAGGUAGCUAAUACUUCUUGAUAUUUUAGGCUAUUGAUAUUGCCUUUCACCCUGCAAAUCUCUCGCACACCUCCAUGCUGGAUGCAACCCCAGACCAUGAUUUUUCCACCACCAAACUUAAUUGUUUUCUGGGUGAAUCUCGGAUCCAUGCAGACUCCAGUAGGUCUCCUGCAAUAUUUGCAGCGGUUGUGAUGUAAUUCAACCGAAGAUUCAUCAGAAAAAUCCACCUUCUGACACUUUUCCAGCGUCCAUCCUUUUAGCAGGCUGUGGGCCUUGGCAAAUGCCACAAGUUUUUUUAAUUUCUUUUUGUUUAGUGCUGGUUUCUGGGCACUGAUUCGACCAUGGAGGCCAUGCCGAGACAGAAUUCGACAAACUGUUCUGGUUGACACAGGGACUUGAGGUGACCAGACCUGGUGGAGCUCUGCUGCAGUGGAAAAGGGGCUGGCCUUGGAUUUUCAAGCCAACAAAUGGUCCUCCCGAGCAGUUGUCUUUCGGGGUCUGCUGGGCCUGGGCUUGUCAUAAACAUCUCCAGUCUCUUCAAAUCUUUUUCUUAUCCUUUGUACUUGACGCUGAGACACAUUGAAGGUGUCAGCCACCUCAGCAGUGGAUCUGGUCUUCAGCCUCUUGAUGAUCAAAGCUCUGGUCUCAGGGUGAAUCUUAGGCAUGUUGUCAGAGGUUAAGUUGCAGUUGAUGUGAAGGUCUGGUGUGCUGUGGUUCUUUCUAUACACCCACUAAUUGAUUGGUCAAUAACUGAUCACAGGUGAGGCUGUAAUCUUGGAUUGGGUGCAUCAUAUGACAAGGCGACAAGACUUUUGUCUGUGCAAAAACUGACUUAGUGGGCUUUACCAAGCUGUGAACAUUAGAAUGCUUUUCAGCAGUUUCAUUUGGCACCAAGACAUUAUUUCAAACACUGUUGGGAUUGAAAUUAGACAUUUCUUGUAAAAAAAAAUUGUAUUGCACAUAUAUUUGAGGGGCACUUAUGGUCAACUUGUACCCAAGCGACAAGACUUUUGUCAGGGACUGUACUAGCCAUCAAACAUCUUUUUAGCUUUGCCUGGUUUCUUUAGCAAAGAGACCAAACACAACUCACCCACUCUCCUCCAGCAGCCGCUUGGUUGUGGGGGAGCCCUGAUGAGUCGAUCACCAAGUGCAGUGGAGUUCUGCAGCUCAAGGAAGAACAUUUAUGAUCAUUACUUCAUGGAAAUGCAAUCAGACUGAGACGCUAAGGCAGAAGAACUACCGUGUCUGAGUGCAAAAUGAUUAUUAUGAUGAUUAUUACUUCAUGGAAAUGAUCUGCUGCACUCGGUGAUCGACUUGUCAGGGCUCCCCCCACACACAAGCAGCUGCUGGAGGAGAGUGAGUGAGUUGUGUUUGGUCUUUUUGCUAAAGAAACCAGGCAAAGCUAAAAAGAUGUUUGAUGGUUAGUACUAUGGCUGGGACCCUAUAUGUACUGUUGAUGAAGUUAGGUGCUGUUUUGAGCAUUAUUUGUGACUACAGAGUGGCUUUUUGGUUGAGGUUUGUGCGUGGAGACGUAGACUGCUGCUGUAACUUAAUUUUACGUCGGAAUAUCCCUUUAAGUAGAGGACGUGGUGAAUAUUUAAGUGUCAUUUUAUUUCCAUUACAUGUUUUCGGUCAUUAAAGUUUCACCAAAAGUAAAUGAACAUGUAUAAACUUAAGCUCCUCAUCAAAAAAUUUUUGGGGAAGUAAGAUUACUUGUCACAUUUAUUAUUGGCACCCUCAUUGUUUUACAGAUAACAUAAUCAAAAACAUCUAUUUUAUUGUUGGGUAUUGAAGUUAAAGUGUAUGAAAAUAUCAGGUUAGUAAUUCCAGCCAUACCGGAUCAAUCACCAUGUAAAAUUUUCUAUCCAGGCCACAGCGGGGCACUGUUUGAUGGGCAAACACAUGCUUCUUCCUGCUCUGAGCAGCCACUGGACCUUCCACCACCUGGGCUCCAAACCACUGAUGAAAGACAGACAGUCAGACACGUCCUUCUCUGUCUGCUCCUCAGUGUCAGCCUGCUGGCGGUGAGACUGCAGUAUCCAUUAACAGCGUGUGUGUGUGUCCAUCUGUGUGAAGAUCUGAGAGUUGUAAGCAAAUUAGCAGGAAGGGAAAAAGGAGAUGCCACACAUUGACACAUCUAGAUGCAUGUUGGUGUGAAUGAAACGACAGUGUUAUCAUCACUGCCAGGUUUUCUACAGUUUACUAGUUGGUACAUAUCAGGUAAACUGGAGUCUCCUUUGUAAAACCAAACUUUUGAAAAAUAUGCAUGAACUGUCUUUUUUCUGAACAACAGGGACACACCCCCUAGUUUCACCAACAUCAUACGGAACAAAAUGAUCUACCAUAAGUUCAUCUUCUUUGAAAAAAUGAAAGUUGUCAGGCUUUGCUGUUCGCAUAUACACAGUGAAAAUUUACAUUAACAAGUAGACAUGUUCCAACACGGGUACCUCACAAUUCGAUUUGAUUUCAAUUAUGGGAGCUUUGAUUUUUCGAUUAUAAUGAUUGUCGAUUCGAUUCGAUUACUGGUGCCACAAUAUUCCGAUUAUUGCCAUUUUUCAUGCUUAUUUCCAUACAAGAUUGAUUUUGUCUUCAUUUGUGGUUACGUUUGUCAAUUAAUAGCCUAUCAGUGAACUCAGUUUCUCUAAAACUACACUCAAUAAGUAAAUACAGUUUACACUGUUAUGUAUACAUUUGAACUUUGACCUGCUUAACUUAAACUGGGAGGUUUGGAGACAGUCUCCUGGACGGUCCUCUGUGUAAUGGGUACAACUGGAGGGGCUUUCUCUGUUUUGGGAUGAAAGUGUACAUGGUUCUGCCUAAUGUUUGUGGUGUUGCUGAGGUACCUCAUUUUUGCUUUGCAAAUCUUGUAAAUCGCGUAGGUCUUGUCAUUUGUCUUGUUUGCUCUCUCAUGAAAUCCAAAGUACUUCCACACGGUUGCAGUCAACCCUGGUGGCGAGAAUCGGCCACUCUUUGGAGGCUGAUGAGGUUGUUGCCAUUAUGCCAAGAAACUAACGUGCUCUGCUUGUUGUGGUCCCACUCACUAAAUAGUCCGGGCGGCAUGCAUUAAAGUUCCGGUUAUGUGUUUUUUUGUUCCGGCCUUGCAGCAAAGCAUCAACGUUAUCAUCUAUUCAUGUAUUUAUCUUAAGCAUCACUGUUAAUUAAUCGAUGCCGAAUUGUCACGUGAAGCAUUGCAAUGCAUCGACAAAUUAAUGAAUUGCACCCACCUCUAUUAACAAGCCCUCCAACGGUGGCUGUCUGUCACUGGUAAAACUGGACUCUCUCUUUGUCUCUCUCUUUCUCUGUCUCUCUGUAGAACCUGUCCAGCUGUCUAUGGUGGCUGUUCAACAAAGAUCCAGGAAGACUUUACCUUGAACUCCAGUUCUUCUGUGCUGUGGCAAACUAUGGACAGGUACCAUCAGGCGCCAUCUGGUUUGUGUGGAUACUUACACCUAAAACUAUCAUUCCUCUGUUAAUGCUCAGUUGUUUUUCUUGGAUCCAGGGUUUCCUUUCAUUUGGGAUCUUUGGUCUGGAUCGACACCUUAUCAUCCUACCCUUUAAAAAGAGGUGAGACUUCGAGAUAAUUGGAGCAUUGUAUUACUUGUUUGUCAUGAUUCCUUGAUUCUUUUGAGAUGGACUACUUACAUCAUACAAAACAGAAACACUCUCUGCGAAUUUCAGAUUUCAGGGCCUGUGGCAGAGCAGAAACGAUGAUGAUUUAAGUCCUUCCAGUGUACCAGAGGAGGUCAGACUCACCUGUACACAGUUUGUCCGCUACCACAAAGACCAGUGUGUUCAAGACAUUGUGCACACACGCAGGUAGGAUAUGAUUAUUUGUGAACUGUGCAAAGACCAAAAAAUUAUAUUGCUUUUAGAAAAAAUAUGCUCAAUUUAAUUUUAAGAUCAGCAACACAUUUUCAAAAAGGAACAACCAGACACAGAAAAAGUGCAGAGCUGAAAGUCACCUGAGGGAACAUCUCUUAACUAAGAUGUGCCUUCAGCAUUUCAGGGAGGCCAGGUUUCUCAGAGGCAAAGAUGGGCAGAUGUUCACCACUCUGUGAGAGACUGUGUGAGCAAAUGAUUCACCAAUUCCACUACAAUGUGUCUUAGUGCUAAAUCACAAAGAAUUUGGGAAAGUGAUCAUCAUCUCAAUACAAUUAAGAGUUUCAGAAAUUUGUAAGAAUCUGUCCAAAAGGAGCAAGGUCUAUACACCAGUACUGAAUGGCUAUGACUCUGAAAUCACUGCAUGAGCACAGGCUCAAAAUCCUCCCCUGAAGUAAGCACAGUUUGUCACUGCACCAAUGAAUGCAUAAAACUGUACCAGGCAAAGACCAAUUUGUUGCUGGUAUCAAAUUUGAAACAAGUAUAUUGUAUCUGUUUCAUAAAACAAGAAAGUUUAGUAGUUUUCAAAUUCAAUAUGCUGCUUUUUCAAAAACUAUAAACAAAAAGGCUUUGAUGAUUUGCAAACCCGCAAAAUCAGUUUUUUUGUCAGCAUUUGAAACAGUGUCUCAGCUUUUACUGGGAUUGAGGUUGUAAACUACAGAAGCGUGUUGCAUUCAAUUACAAAAACUUACUUACCUGUCUGUUUUUCUGACUCUUUUUUUUCCUCUGUUUUUUUGUAGUUAAUUUUUUUCCUCUUUUUGUUCUUCGGACCAAUUUUUAUUCUGUUUUCAUACUUUUUUUUCUUUUGUCUUUCUGUUUUUUGGACUACUUUUUUUUUCCUGACUAAACAAGAUACAUCAAAAUCCUGUGAGAAUCUCAUACAAUCAGAUAAAGUUAACUACUGCAGCUGCUCCAAAUAAGCAGAUUCUCCAGCUCCUAGAUAACUUUGACUACAGGGUCAAUAAUAGUAAGGGAUGUUAUUAGUUAAACAUAGGGUAUGCAAAUCCUGAGGUGCCUGCACAAAAUAGACAAACUUAUGAUGAUUACAUCAUGAUUUCUGACUAAAAGAAAGGAGCAUGUCCCAGUGUCUCAACCCCAAAAGAAAGAAAACUUGAUUAAACUAAACAAGCGGGCCAUGUUUGCUUCUAAUAAAUCAAGCAGAGGGGGAUGAAAGUGUUUGUUUUUUAAAUGAUCAUGAUCCCAAAGAAUAGGAAAAACAAUUAGUCUGAAAAAAAUAAAAAAUUGUCUGAAAAAAAGAAAAAUUGUCUGAAAAAAAGAAAAAAAUGUCUGAAGAACAGAACAGAAAAAAAUUACUCUGAAAAACACCUUUUUUUGGGUGAAUGCAAUAUGCUUCAUUUGUAAACUAUAUCUGAUUAAUAUGGGAGAAAAAUGUAACUAUGUGUUGAAAUACUCCAAAUUGUAUGAAUUCGUCUCAUUAUUUCCUCUUGCUUCAGUUUUCUGUUUGAGGAAAAGUGCACAAACUGAGCAUGUGUAAAGCCCACCACCAUCAAGAUUAUAUUCCAGUUUUGACUGUUCAACUUAUAAGAUUGUAGCGUGAUUCCCUCAAAUCUUCAGAUGUUCUUUCUUUGCAUCUUCUUUGCCCGUUAUCUGUCUAAGUAACUGUUCAGCUGCCUUUACUGACAUCCUCUAUCAAGUAUUUAUUUUUCUUACAACUAAUGUAUGAUGAUUAGUUUGAGAAAGUUUUUUUUUGUACCUGAUAGGUUUCACUUUUACUCCAGUUGUACUGUACAUACUAAUUUGGGAGAGUUAGAUUGUUAAAAUUUCAAACUUAGAAACAAAAAUUUGACUAACUUAAACUUUGUCUUGAGAUGUUUGUUACUCCUGUUUUCUUCUCUUUUCUUUGAUUCUAACACAGUCUCUUUUUUCCCUCUCUUAAAUUUUUCUUUUCAUGUUUCCUUUCCCCCUUCAAUGCUACCUUUGCCUGCCCUUCCUCUUUCCUUCGAUUGGUGGCCUUCCUCUAGUGGCUCAGGGGAGAGUGUGAGUGCUUCCACAGGUGAAUCCUUCCUCUGAUAACAACAGGUUUAGGAGAGGAGAGGGAAGAGGACUGGAGGACCCUCACUUGCAUCACGAUCCUCAGGAGCAACUUAACCACGAGCCGCAGAAUCUGCAUCAAACUCAAGAUCAAAAUGGACUCAGCAGCCAGUGUUUAGAUCCAUCUGGACCAAAGUCUGACCCUGAGGAUUACCACAAAACUCAUGACCCAGCCAGUCCUCAGCACCCACACCAGCAUGAUCUUGUUUUAAGUCCUCCUCACCUCCAGCAGCAUCACCUGUCCCAUUCAGAAAGUGUGUUUCGGGGCAGUGACUUGAUGGACUGGUUGGUAGAGCGAGGAUUGUGUGCUGGGCCAGCUGAGGCUAAACUCUACUGUGGUCAGCUUCAGCUGGGGGGAGUGAUUGAUCACCUGGGAGGUCAGUGCAGCUUUACUGAAGAUCCCAGCCGGCUGUACCACUUCACACAGGAAAGAGAGAGAGAGAGAGGGGGGAGGAAUAGUCCCAGUACAUGUUGAAGGAAGAGAGGGGGAGGCAGAAACCUUAGUGACUGUCAAAGCCAAAGCUUAAGUGCCUUGUGCGGUGUUUUGUUUUUGAUUUCUUUUUUCUCUCAUAGAUGGUUGGGAAGCAGACCCGCAACUCCUCCAUUACUCUGGCUGAGUAGUUUGUGGUGCAAUCAAGCUUGUUUGCUGAAUCUUAUAUUUUUUUACAUUUUAGUUUCAGGUGGUAUUUGCAAAUGUGUGUGCUCUGACUGAUAUGUGCCCCUGGGUAACACCGGUGGUGGUGGUCACUGGCUUGUUGAAGGGCUUGUUAAGCCAGUUGCAAAAGAACGAAGAAGAAGAAGAAGAUUAAUCAAGAAAAACAAGCUGUCCCCAUCACUCCCCCUCUCCUGGCUCUGGACCUGAUCUUCUUAUUGCUCUAAAGUGAGUUGGCUUUUAUCACUGGCUAUUUCAUUCAAAGGAUGUCUUCUAUCCCUGGAUCUCAGGGAGCCAGUAAACUGAAGGACAUACAAGUUGCCAUCCAUCAGCCUGUUGUCAGCAAGUUCUGUUCAAAAGACUUGAUGUGACUCUGUUAGUCAAUUUAGCCAAUGAGCUUCAGAGCUCUCACUGAAAGCCAAUGGCAUUCUUGCCUGCUUAUUCUGUUUCAUGUUGUUUUGUUUACUUUCACAUCAUCUUGAAUCUGCCUGUCAUCGGCAUUUUAAUAUUUUGCACGCAGUUGUUUGAACAACCCUGGUCUAAUCUAGUAAACUUGCAUGACUCGGAGCAGGAAGGAUUCCCGCUCAGCACUGAACCGCUUGCACUGACUGAAAAAUAGCAUUCUUCUAAUUUUUGAAUUAUGCAACUCACUGGAUUUCUGUCUUUGUGACAAGAUAUGCAUAAGAUAUUACCUUUUAUUUAAAUCGUGUCAUUGGUUGUGAACUUGAGCUCUGUACUUUGAGUUGAUUAUGGUCGAAUUACAAAUAGUAUUAAUUUAAUAAAAGUAUAAUGUUAGCUCAGAAUCUUUUCCCAUCAAACCUGGCACUAGUUUGAUCUAAAACUCAGAUGUUGGCCAGACCUAAAUGUCAUUAUUAUUAUAGUAUUAUUAUUUAUUAAUAAUAAUUAAUUUAAAAAUAAUUUUAUUAUUCUUUUCAAGGAUUACAGCUUAUUAAGCUCCAACUAUGGGUGUUUUUCAUGGUGUGGUUAGGGCACAAAGAUGAAAACAGUGAUCAUAUUGAUUCACCCUAAAUUGUCCCUUUGAUGCUGUUAUCCAGUCACACUUUGAGUUAGCACUGGACCGUUGACUAAUAUGAGUAUAAUUUUGGUGCAGUCCUGCCACUACUUACUAAAUCUGUUGGUCAACUGACUCAAAAACACGAAUUGAACUAAGUUUGUUAGAUAUCACAAGCCUUUCCAUGAAACACCUUCUAAUUCUUUCUUUAAAGUUGUUGUUUUUAUGUUGGACUGUGAGAGUCAUGAUCACAGUCCCAAACUAUGCCAUUACCUUUGUUGUGCCCAAAACUGAAAAAAAUGUUGAGUUAAAGUGUCUGCUGUAGGUCAUAACCACUACCAAUAUGUUUACAGAUUGUUUCACUCCCAUCAAGCAACUGGCAGCAGUUGCGUCACUACUACUUUUGUUUGCCUGUUAAAAUUGCUGCUGGUUUGUGUAAGUGUUACUGUGAAGUUUAAUGUGUUGGCACUGAUGUGGAGGAUGGACAGAUUGUAAUAUGUGCACAUACAAAUAUUAAGCCAAAACUGUGAUUUGUUAUAUCCAGCAUCAUAUUUACAGGCUGUAGCUCCAUUCAAAUCCGAAAUCUUAAAAAAUAUUAUUUGAACCUUUUACCCCAAGGAGAAAAGGAUACCUGUUGUUUUUCUGGGUCCAUUUUCAUCAUCACAAGCAAACCUUUAAAUUUAUUUGAGCAUUUGUGUAUCUGUUCAUCUCCUAUCAACUAAAACCAUAUAAAGCUCAUAUGUUUGGCUUAAAGGGAUACUCCUGUGUAUAUUUAAGUUAGGGUCAAACACACCUUAACAACAAGUUAGACACCCUCUUGAGAGAUGAAUGUUGCAAGUAAUUGCAGUAAUUAUACCAACUUAAGUAACAACAGCAUAAUAGCAAUACACAGCGGUCUACGUCUCCACACACGACCCUCAACCAAAGAGUCACUCUAUAGCCACAAAUAAUGCUCAGAACAGCACCUAACUUCAUCAACAGUACAUGUAGGAUCCCAGCCAUAGUACUAGUACUAAUAGUACAUCAAACAUCUUUUUUAACUUUGCCUGGUUUCUUUAGCAAAGAGACCAAACACAACUCACCUGCUCUCCUCCAGCAGCCGCUUGUUUGUGGGGGAGCCCUGACACGAUCUCCUAGUGCAGUGGAUCAUUUCCAAGGAGUAAUAAUCAUCAUAAUAAUCAUUUUGCACUGCAGAUGCAGUAGUUCUUCUGCCUUACCAUCACGGUCUGAUUGCAUUUCCAUGAAGUACUGAUCAUAAAUGUUCUUCCUUGAGCUGGGAAACUCUGCUGUUUGCAGGGGCAGCCCUGACAAGUCAAUCCCCAAGUGCAGCGGAGUCCCACAGCUCAAGGAAGAACAUUUAUGAUCAGUACUUCAUGAAAAUGCAAUCAGACCGAGACGCUAAGGCAGAAGAACUACUGUGUCUGAGUGCAAAAUGAUUAUUAUGAUGAUUAUUACUUCAUGGAAAUGAUCUGCUGCACUCGGUGAUCGACUCAUCAGGGCUCCCCCACAACCAAGCGGCUGCUGGAGGAGAGUGGGUGAGUUGUGUUUGGUCUCUUUGCUAAAGAAACCAGGCAAAGCUAAAAAGAUGUUUGGUGGCUAGUCCUAAGGCUUCAACCCUAUCUGUGCUGUUGAUGAAGUUAGGUGCUGUUCUGAGCGUUAUUAGUGGCUAUAGAGUGGCUCUUUGGUUGAGGUUUGUGUGUGGAGAUGUAGAGCACUGUGUAUUGCUGUCGUGCGGUCGUUACUGAAGAUGGUAUGAUGAGAAGCCAGCAGUUGGCAACAUUCAUCUCUCAAGUGGCGUGUCUAACUCUGUGUUAUGUUAUGUUUGACUGUGACUUAAAUUUACGCCAGAAUAUCCCUUUAAGUUCUUUGUUUUUUUAUGAAGUUGUCAAAAGCUGAGUGCCUGCCUGUGCCAAUGUGAAGGUGUGUGUUUGUUUGCAUGAACUUUAAUGUCUUUGAGUUUCUGUGUGGUAUGUUUUAAGUGUAGAAACGUACUGAAAGAGAAUAAGAGAGACUUAACAUGAAGUAUAACUGUGCAGUUGUUUGACAGGAUCACUGUCAUUUGGAAUAUUUUAUUUCAAGUGUGUUGCUGUAAAUCAAUCAGGUUAGUGUCUCUGUGACCACAAGAAAGGUACAAAUAAACCACAGUUUUCAUCCAAAAUGU
Messenger RNA from Xyrichtys novacula (pearly razorfish), 18208 nucleotides. The record is from the annotation of a GenBank genome assembly. Lineage: Eukaryota; Metazoa; Chordata; Actinopteri; Labriformes; Labridae.